Molecule: messenger RNA, 424 nt
Organism: Hibiscus syriacus
Lineage: Eukaryota; Viridiplantae; Streptophyta; Magnoliopsida; Malvales; Malvaceae
Exons: 5
Coding region: 1-408 (135 amino acids)
Source: RefSeq, a predicted model, not a curated record
AUGUCAAGUGGGAGAUCAUCAUCAACGGUAGUAGGGAAGAAGAGCAAGAAGACAGCAUCAAACUCAAAGUCAAAUGCAGUAUCAUUGCGGGACAAGUUAAAAAUGGUGGAAAACGAAGAAGAUGCGUUGCUUAAACACAUAGAUGAUCUCAACAACUGGACGGAUGCGAUAGAUGGUAUGAACGAUGAGCAGUUAAAGGCAUACCUUGAAAACAGACCUCAAGAACUGAAGAGUGUGAAUAACCAGAAGAAGAAGCCUGAACAAAAGCGAAAGCCCAAGGUCCAGAAGAUUAUGAAGUCCAAACCUUCAACAUGCAGUGGAAUAAUGGCCUCAGUAUGGAAGUUCCACAAGGAAGACGAUGAUAAAGUUAACAAAGGCAUCAACCAUACAAUUCCAGCUGCUGAUUAGCAUUUUCAAGUCGAAC